AUGACCUGCUGGCUGCCUAUGCUGGGCUUGCAACUGCUACUGUUGCCCACGGCGCCUCCUCUGGCCGCUGGCUGCCCUGCCCGCUGCGAAUGCUCCGCAUCCACACGUACAGUGGCCUGUGGGCGCCGCCGGCUGACUGCCAUCCCCGACGGCAUCCCAGCUGAGACACGCCUGCUGGAGCUCAACCGCAACCGCAUCCGCUGCCUGAACCCUGGGGAUCUGGCCUCGCUGCCCAACCUGGAGGAGUUGGACCUCAACCACAACGUGAUCGCACACGUGGAGCCUGGGGCGUUCGCCAACCUGCCCCGUCUACGCAUCCUGCGUCUACGUGGCAACCAGCUGAAGCUUAUCCCACCCGGCGUGUUCACGCACCUGGACAGCCUCACGCUGCUGGACCUCAGCGAGAACAAGCUGGUCAUCCUGUUGGAUUUCAGCUUCCAGGACCUACGCAGCCUCCGGCGGCUGGAAGUGGGCGACAAUGACUUGGUGUUCAUCUCCCGCAGAGCCUUCGCGGGGCUCCUGGGGCUGGCCGAGCUCACCCUGGAGCGCUGCAACCUCACGUCGCUGUCCCCGGAGUCGCUGGGCCACCUGCGGGGCCUGGGCGCUCUGCGCCUGCGCCACCUGGCCAUCGCCGCCCUGGAGGACCAGAACUUCCAGAAGCUCCCGGGCCUCUCGCAUCUGGAGAUCGACAACUGGCCGCUGCUGGAGGAGGUGGCCCCGGGCAGCCUGCGUGGGCUGAACCUCACGUCGCUGUCCAUCACGCACACCAACAUCACGGCUGUACCCGCCGCCGCGCUGCGACAGCAGGCCCACCUCACGUGCCUCAACCUGUCGCACAACCCCAUCAGCACCGUGCCGCGGGGCUCCUUCCGGGACCUGGUGCGCCUGCGCGAGCUGCACCUAGCUGGGGCCCUGCUGGCUGUCAUCGAGCCGCAGGCCUUCGUGGGGCUGCGACAGAUCCGCCUGCUCAACCUCUCGGACAACCUGCUGUCCACGCUGGAGGAGAACACGUUCCACUCCGUGAACACGCUCGAGACGCUGCGCGUGGACGGCAACCCGCUGGCCUGUGACUGUCGCCUGCUGUGGAUCGUGCAGAGGCGGAAGACCCUGAACUUCGACGGCAGGCUCCCCGCCUGCGCCACCCCGGCCGAGGUGCGUGGCGAUGCCCUGCACAACCUCCCUGAUUCCGUGCUCUUCGAGUACUUCGUGUGUCGCAAGCCCAAGAUCCGGGAGAGGCGGCUGCAGCAUGUAACCGCCACCGAGGGGGACGACGUGCGCUUCCUGUGCCGGGCCGAGGGAGAGCCCAUGCCCACGGUGGCCUGGGUGACGCCCCAGCACCACACGGUGACGGCCGCCAGCCGGGGCCGCGCACGCGUGCUGCCUGGGGGCACGCUGGCCGUCGCGGACACGAGGCCCCAAGACAGUGGCACCUACACGUGCGUGGCCAGCAACGCCGGAGGCAAUGACACGUAUUUCGCCACCUUGACCGUCCAGCCGGCCGCCAACCGGACCCAGGGCAAUGGGCUCAAUGAAACCCAGGUGGGCGUCCGGUUCCCGCUGGACCUCACCACCAUCCUGGUCUCCACCGCCAUGGGAUGCAUCACCUUCUUGGGCGUGGUCCUCUUCUGCUUCCUGUUGCUUUUUGUGUGGAGCCGCGGCCGAGGGCAGCACAAGAAUAACUUCUCCGUGGAAUACUCCUUCCGUAAGGUGGACGGUCCAGCAGCCGCAACCGGCCAGGGCGGCACGCGCAAGUUCAACAUGAAGAUGAUCUGAGUCGGCCCCACGGUGGCCUGGUGGGGACCUCUCAGACCU
This is a messenger RNA of Arvicola amphibius (Eurasian water vole), 1812 nucleotides long. It is a transcript of the gene Lingo3, whose product is annotated as leucine rich repeat and Ig domain containing 3. Gene Ontology annotation, molecular function: protein binding. The record is from RefSeq and is a predicted model, not a curated record. Bases 1 to 1773 code for a protein of 590 amino acids. NCBI's taxonomy places the organism in Eukaryota, Metazoa, Chordata, Mammalia, Rodentia, Cricetidae. The transcript has a single exon.